UUUCAGUUAUUUUAGUUACUAGCUGGCAAAAUGAUCAAAUUCCUAGUUUGCUGUACUGUGUUAGCCGCUGUGGUGAUCGUUGUGAAGGGAAUGGGAGAUAAUAUGAUUGGUCCCGGCAGAUGGUACGUGCUCAGCAUCGCACAGUGCGAUAACAACGACCAGUACGAGCAGCAGUACUUCAUACAACGGAAGAAACUGACGCGGGACCAGGACUGCUACAACGCCAAUAUAAGUCUAAAGAAUCCCUUAGACGAGACCUAUGCCAUUCGCAUAGAUUUAACCAAGUGCGUGGACGGUGGCUGCAAGCCGUACCAAGUCCUAAGCGACGAAAGUUUCAUCCAUUUCUGCGAGAAAUACGCGAAGGAAAACGUGGAAGAGGCGCUGAAAAUGGCUGGCACUGACCCCCCAAAGUUCCCGUUAGAUGCAGGCACGUAUUCAAUCAACGAAUACAAGUUCAACUACUGCCAGCUGCCGACUGACGGGGUGUACGGCAAGUUCGGGGCUACGGCGUACCUGAUCAAGGACCAGCAGGAGGUCGGCUGCGUGACCUUCAACGUGGAGUUCCGCGAGAUAGACGGCGCUUGCGACGGUGACGACGUGGAUGAGGAGGAUUGAGUUUAUAGAAUUGAUAAUACAAGUGUUUUAAUGUGA
This is a messenger RNA of Ostrinia nubilalis (European corn borer), 651 nucleotides long. RefSeq lists its product as uncharacterized. The transcript is spliced from 4 exons. The coding region runs from base 31 to 615 and encodes 194 amino acids. The record is from RefSeq and is a predicted model, not a curated record. NCBI's taxonomy places the organism in Eukaryota, Metazoa, Arthropoda, Insecta, Lepidoptera, Crambidae.